AUGCGGCUCAGCACGUUGAUGAAUUUGGGAAGUCCGGACAUUACGAUUAGGAAGUCCGGCCCUUUACUUUGGGGAAUCCGAUCAUUGGACUCAGGGUUUCUUUCGUUUUGUUAUUUUGAGGCUACAGUGGCUGAAAACUCUAAUUAUGAGUAUGCGCUUGAAGUUAACCAACUUCCAGUUACUUCAGUUAAUUAG
This is a messenger RNA of Sungouiella intermedia, 195 nucleotides long. The record is from the annotation of a GenBank genome assembly. Lineage: Eukaryota; Fungi; Ascomycota; Pichiomycetes; Serinales; Metschnikowiaceae.